UUUGAAGACAAAAAAAAAAGUAAGGAGAAAUAAUUCAACAAAAAGAAAAAAUAAUCAUGUUUUCUCUAUUGCUUCUUCUUUCCAUAUUGUUGAGCAAUUAUAAUGUAUAUGGGAAAUUAAUCAAUGAUUUUAACCAAUUGGAAAUCAACAGCUGUGAUUUAUUCAAAGGGAAUUGGGUUUAUGAUGAUGAUUAUCCUCUUUAUAAUUCAUCUAUUUGUCCAUUUAUUGAAAAACAAUUUGAUUGUUUGAAGAAUGGAAGGGUAGAUAAAGAUUAUCUUAAAUAUAGAUGGCAACCCAAUGAGUGCAAUUUACCCAGGUUUGAUGCUACAGAAUUUCAAAAGAAAUUUAAGGGGAAGCAAAUGAUGUUUGUAGGAGAUUCAAUAAGCCUAAAUCAAUGGCAAUCUCUAACUUGUAUGCUUCAUGCUGCUGAUCCACAAGCUAAAUACAUCUCCAAAAGGAUUGGAGGCACUUCUAUCUUCACUUUCCCGAAGUACAACACGUCGUAUUUGAUGUACCGAAAUGCUUUUCUGGUAGACAUUAAAACGGAGAACAAUGGAGCUAGAGUUUUAGAGCUGGAUUCUCUAAGCUCUGCAGCUCAAUGGAAAGAAAUGGAUGUUCUUAUAUUUGAUUCUUGGCAUUGGUGGCUUCAUACUGGAAGAAAACAACCUUGGGAUUUUGUUCAAGAUGUAAACUCUACAUAUAAAGAUGCACCUCGUCUAACUCUAUAUGAAAAAGCACUCAAUACAUGGGCAAAAUGGGUAGAUUCUGAAGUAGACACCACAAAAACCAAAAUAUUUUUCCAAGGAAUUUCUCCUGACCAUGACAACAACCCUGGGAUCUCAGGUUCAAACAGGUGUCAAGGCAUAACGCAACCAUUGAAGAGUACAAUAGGAGUUCAUGAAGAAGAAUUGGUACUAGAGAAAGUAUUGAAAGGGAUGAAUAAACCAGUUUAUUUAUUGAAUAUAACAAAUUUGUCACAAUAUAGAGCAGAUGGUCAUCCUUCAGUUUUUGGGCAUGGUGGACAUAGGGACUUGGAUUGUACACAUUGGUGUUUGGCUGGUGUUGUUGAUACUUGGAAUUUACUCUUAAGUGCACUUCUUGGAUAAUUAAUCAAAACAUUAAUAAUAUUUUAUAUUAUUAUGUCUAGUGAUGGUCCAAUAUUAAUAUCUUCAUCAUAUGUUAAUUAUUUAUGUAUAAAGUAGAGAAACUCCAACC
Messenger RNA from Solanum tuberosum (potato), 1215 nucleotides. Its product is annotated as protein trichome birefringence-like 43. The record is from RefSeq and is a predicted model, not a curated record. The coding region runs from base 57 to 1106 and encodes 349 amino acids. NCBI's taxonomy places the organism in Eukaryota, Viridiplantae, Streptophyta, Magnoliopsida, Solanales, Solanaceae. Gene Ontology annotation, molecular function: O-acetyltransferase activity. The transcript is spliced from 5 exons. Gene Ontology annotation, cellular component: Golgi apparatus.